Messenger RNA from Prorocentrum cordatum, 1643 nucleotides. NCBI's taxonomy places the organism in Eukaryota, Dinophyceae, Prorocentrales, Prorocentraceae. The record is from the annotation of a GenBank genome assembly.
AGGAGGACGAGGACAAGGAGGGGGGAGGACGGAGGCCCGAGGACCAGGAUCCCUCCUUCGGGCGAGUCCGCCUGGUCGGGUUCGCUACACGCGUUCAGGGGCGGCCAGCUACCCCACGAGCCCCUCGCAUUCGCCGAUGGCUGCUGCUGGAGGGAGCCACGUGGUCCUGCUCAGGAGCGACGGCACGGCCGUGGCGUGCGGCGACAACGACUUCGGCCAGUGCGACCUGCCGCCGCUGCGCGACGGCCUGACGUACGUCCAGGUCGCCGCCGGAGAUUUCCACACUGUCUUGCUCGUGAGCGACGGCUCGGCCACAGCGUGCGGCCACAACGGCAACGGUCGGUGCGACUUGCCGGCGCUUGUCGGCGGUCUGGCCUACUCGCAGGUCGCCGCAGGAGGAGGCCACACCGUUCUGCUUAGGAGUGACGGCGCGGCCAGGGCCUGUGGAUACAACGGUACGGGCCAGUGCGACCUGCCCUCGCUGGACGAAGGCCUGUCGUACAUGCAGGUCGCCGCAGGAGGCUUCCACACGGUCCUGCUCAGGAGCGACGGCGCAGUUGCAGCUUGUGGCCGCAAUGCCGACAGCCAAUGUUACGUACCGGAUCUGCCUGGAGGUGUGACCUACGCGCAAGUCGUCGCAGGCGACGACCACACAGUCCUGCUCAGGAGCGACGGCACGGCCGUGGCCCGGGGCGACAAUAGUUGCGGUCAGUGUCGCAUGCCCCCACUGAAACGAGGUAUGACUUACACGCAGGUAGCCGCGGGAGGCAGCCACACAGUUUUGCUCAGGAGCGAUGGCACAGCAGUGGCUUGUGGCGAGAACGCUGAUGGCCAGUGCGACUUGCCAGCGCUGGCUGUGGAUCUGAGCUAUACGCAGGUUGGCGCGGGAUCGAAUCACACGGCUCUCCUCAGCAGCGAUGGCGCUGCCGUGGCUUGCGGCUACAACGGUCGUGGCGCGUGCGACCUGCCAUCACUGGUUGGAGGUCUGACGUACACCGUGCCUUUGUUGCCGACGCUGCUCCUGCAGGCACUGUUCGACGGCAGCACGAUACGCUUCGUGACCUUCGGCGGGGUGGAGCGCUGCAGAGUCGGACUAGCGCCAGGCGCUUUGCUCACAGAUGUGUACGAGCACCUGGUGGUCGAGCACCGCGCGGGCAGGCUGGGCCCUGGCCUAUCCCGGGUCGACGCAGUCCUGCCAGCGGGACGGCUCCUGAGCAAGGCUUCUGCCGACGAGACCGUCGCGGGCGCAUUCGGGCUCAGCCUGCGCAGCUAGAGCACCCCCUCCUCCUCCCUCCCUCUUCGCCGGUCGUACAAUCGCGCGAUUCAGAGCCCCGUGCGUUUAAUGAGAACGGGGCGUUCGACUCGGCGCCCUGCGCUGCGCGCGCAGCACUUCCAAUAGUUCGAAGAAUGACCCAGAGGAUUCUACAGAGCACCCCCGUCUGAGAACUCGUGGCCGCUUGUUGCGCAUCCUCGCUGUUGCUGCUAACGGCCGCGGAAGCGACCGCUUCGGACAACCUGCAGUCGAAACCCAGCACGAAUCAACGAUUCGACGAUAGUGCAUCACACCCUCCCGUCCCAAGUGUCCUCCGCAUUGUCCCCCGACCACUGACAAGCCGUCCUUCUCACUGCACGAGGCGCCACCU